UGAGCACUGCAGUCCCCACUUGUGAGCAGCAAGUUCAUCAGUUUCAGCUUAUCAGUAAUCUGGUUCUUGCGUCUUCACUGAUAAGGAAAACAGGAGGUUUUUAAAGAGAAGUGACUAUUGUAUUUAGCAGAUAUCUAUUAGAGAAAUUGGCGUUUAGAGUAGAUAAACUCGGUUGGCAGAAAGUUGGAGAAGAAAGAGCUGAAGUAUGACUUCCUAAUGCUUCUGCCAGUAUAUUCUCAUGGUACCAUGAAGCAGCAUGACGACUGAAGGCCUAUGUGACCCAAAGGAGAGGCCUUCACCAUCCUGUGUCACAGACUAGCCUUGGAUAACCUCGCCGGUUUGUUACCAACACUGGCUCUGGGCUGAAAACCUGACAAUGAGACCCUGGGUUUUGGCACUCGCCACAAUUCUGGUACAUUCCACAGCAGCUAAGUUUAGCAAAUCAUUCUGGGGCCUGGAAAAUGAGGCUUUAAUUGUGAGAUGUCCUAGGCAAGGAAGAUCUCGAUACCCUGUGGACUGGUAUUACUCAACCAACGAACGCAUCACCACCCAGAAAAGAGAUGGUGUACUUGCCUUGGGGGAGCGUCUUAAGUUUCUCCCCACCAAAGUCAACAAUUCUGGAAUUUACACUUGCAUUCUCAGAAGUAGCCCUACCUCCAAUAAGACUGGCUAUGUGAACGUCACCAUAUAUAAAAAACAACCAGAUUGCAAUAUUCCAGAUCAUCUGAUGUAUUCAACAACAUUGGGAUCAGAAAAAAAUGCCAAGAUAUACUGUCCUACAAUUGACUUGUACAAUUGGACAGCACCCAUUGAGUGGUUUAAGGAUUGUAAAGCUCUUCAAGGACCAAGGUAUCACACACACAAGACAUUUUUGCUGAUUGACAAUGCAACUAGCAAGGACAUAGGUGAUUAUACCUGCAAAUUUAUCCACAAUGAAAAUGGAAUCAAUUACAGUGUCACAGCGACCAGAUCACUCACAGUGAAGGCUGAGGAAGGCUUUUCUUUGUUUCCAGUAAUUAUAGCCCCUCCACAAAAUGAAAUAAAAGAAGUGGAAAUUGGAAAACCAGCAAACAUACCCUGCUCUGCUUGCUUUGGGAAAGGCCCUCAGAUCAUGGCCGGCAUCUUGUGGAAGGUGAAUAAAAGCAAAGUUCAGAACUUCGGAGAACCAAGAAUUCACGAGGACCAGGAGCAAAAUCAAAGUUCUAGCACUGAGUUGACUUGUAUGAGCACCGUUUUAAGAAUAGAGCCUGUGAGAGAAGAGGAUUUGUCUUUGGAGUAUGCCUGCCUGGCUCUGAAUCUGCACGGUUGGAUACGGCACACCAUAAAACUAAAGAGGAGAAGUCCAAUUGACGAUCAAAGCACCUACUACAUACUUAUAGGAUUUAGCAUCUUGUUAAUGGUAAUCAAUAUCAUGGUGAUAAUGCUAAAAGUGUUCUGGAUUGAGCUUAUUCUGCUCUGGAGAGACAUAUCUAGACCUUACAAAACUAGGAAUGAUGGAAAGAUCUACGAUGCUUAUGUUAUUUAUCCGCGGAACUAUACAAAUAGUCCUGAGAGGGCCAGUGCUGUGGAGUACUUUGUUCACCAGAUUCUGCCUGAUGUUCUUGAAAAUAAGUGUGGCUAUAACUUAUGCAUUUAUGGGAGAGAUCUGCUACCUGGAGAAGAUGCAGCCACAGCAGUGGAAGCCAAUAUACGAAAGAGUAGGCGGCACAUUUUUAUCCUGACUCCUGAAAUCACGCACAGCAGGGAGUUUGCCUAUGAGCAGGAGAUUGCCUUGCACAGUGCCCUCAUCCAGAAUGACUCCAAGGUGAUCCUUAUAGAAUUGGAGGCUCUGAGCAAGCCAUGUGGGAUGCAGUUUGGGAAGCUCCAGGAUUCCCUCAAGCACAUCGUAGAAGUGCAAGGUACCAUCAAGUGGAGAGAAGACCAUGUGGCAAACAAGCGGUCCCUGAAUUCCAAGUUCUGGAAGCACGUGAGGUACCACAUGCCUGUGCCAAGCAAACUUUCAAGGAAGGCAUCCACUUUGGCCUCCCUGGGUACCCAGGUGUAGUAGCUCUUGCUUUGAUGUGCUGGUGCACGAGAUUUCCUAGAUCUGCAUUCCUUCUGGCUGGAUUACACCCCUAGACCAGACCCUGUAGCAGAGGCAUGAGAAAUGGGCAUUUCAAGGGUGUUCAGACCUCAGGUUUCAUCUAGCAACUUUACUUCCAUUUUCCUGAUUCUGGGCAGAUGCAAAAUGCCCCGAAAUUUUUAUCCUCAAUCCCCCUCUCCUCACCCCACAUUUCCCUCCUUUUUUCCUUUUGCUGGUCUUUCUCCAUAUGACCUAGGAUCUUUUAAGUAUGAUUUUCCCCCUCUUUCGCUCUCUUUCUUGUCCUCCUGCCCCUUAUUCCUUCUACAUUUUGAACAAAUUCUACAUUUGGAACAAAUGAAAAAUGUUAGAGUGAAAUUUUCAUGUAACCUUGAAAACCCUCAGAUUCCCACAAGCAGAACAUUAGUAGUAAGCUUGUUUUCAACAUACCAGAAUUUAUUGUAUUUUAUUUGAAUCGAGGCUGAGUUUUAUCAUCUCAGUCUUGUGGAUAUCAUUGAGGUGACUUACCCAAUGACUUACCAUUACCAUCCAGUGUUUGCAGUUCUAAAGUUGCUUUGAUAUAUUUUUAUUCUCUUUAGAAAUAUGUUUUCUCAUUCUAAAAGUUACAGAAGAACAGAAAAUAUCAAAGAGGAAAAGAGUGAUUUUUGGAUCCAUAAAUCCAUCAUCCUAAAAUAAUGACUUUUAACAUUUUGGUAAAAUUGUAUUUAAAAUUUUCUUAACAUAUUAAAUGUACUAUGAAUAUAGCUGAGGUCACCAGUGUGUAGUUUUUAUAUAUAUUUUUUCUACUUAACAUCAUAAUAAAAACACUUGACAUGUCACUUAAAUUUUAACAUUUUAAAUAUUUAUAGAGUUCUAUUUUGUGGUUGUGCCACAGCUGACAUGCCUCAUUAGUUAUUGUUGUAUAUUUGAGUUGUGUUGAAUUCCAAUAACCAUCAUUAUAAGUAAUUCUACAAUGACCAUGUCAGCAUAUUAUAUAUUUCCCAAUUAUAAUUUUUUAGCUUAAAAAAUGUUCAUUUAUUUAUUUUGAGAGAGAGAGAGAGAGAGUAAAACAAAGAAUCCCAAGCAGG
Suricata suricatta (meerkat) is the source of this 3147-nucleotide messenger RNA. RefSeq names its product interleukin 1 receptor like 1 (gene IL33R). The record is from RefSeq and is a predicted model, not a curated record. Gene Ontology annotation, biological process: signal transduction. Gene Ontology annotation, molecular function: interleukin-1 receptor activity; interleukin-33 binding; interleukin-33 receptor activity. The transcript has 12 exons. NCBI's taxonomy places the organism in Eukaryota, Metazoa, Chordata, Mammalia, Carnivora, Herpestidae. Bases 377 to 2044 code for a protein of 555 amino acids.